Messenger RNA from Monodelphis domestica (gray short-tailed opossum), 1144 nucleotides. It is a transcript of the gene IL25, whose product is annotated as interleukin 25. Gene Ontology annotation, cellular component: extracellular region. Gene Ontology annotation, molecular function: cytokine activity. NCBI's taxonomy places the organism in Eukaryota, Metazoa, Chordata, Mammalia, Didelphimorphia, Didelphidae. The record is from RefSeq and is a predicted model, not a curated record.
AUGUACUGGUUGACUGGAAUCCUGGUGGUGGCCUUAGGGACCCAGGCCCUGAACCUACGGCUUCGGAGGGAUUAUAAUCAUCACCACAGGGGCUGCUGCCACCAGGGGCAAGGCUUUUCUGAGGAAUGGCUGCAGAGGAACAGUGUACCUUCCACACUCUUGCAAGUCUCCAGCAACCUGCAGGUUCCAAAUAUUGAGGUCUCUAAACCUUUCAAAUGCCAGGCCAGCCGGGAUGGGCCCCUCAAUUCCAGGGCCAUCUCUCCCUGGAAAUACGUGUUGGACAGGGAUGAGAACCGGCUUCCCCAGGACCUGUAUCAUGCCCGAUGCCUGUGCCCUCAUUGCAUCAAUCUUCGGUCAGGCCACGACAUAGACUACCGUGGGAACUCGGAGCUGCUCUGGCACAACCAGACUGUCUUUUACCGGCGCCCGUGCCACGGUCACGGUGAGCAGCAGGGAAGCGACUGUUAUUACCUGGAGCCCAGGACCUACCUUGUCUCCUUUGCCUGCAUCUGUGUCCUGCCUCGGAUCAUGGCCUAGCCCAGGAGUUGGGUGCCAGGCCACCCAGCUGGGUGCCAGCAGACCUAGUUCCAUGCCUGAGGGAAUGUUGGAUGAGCACCAGUUUCUGGGCGUCAGGUUUUUUGCCUGGAAACUUGGAGCCCAAGUGAAGAUAAUUGUGGUCGUUAGCAUGAUUGUCUUCUUCCAGGGCUAGAAGCCUGCAAUUGGUUCCUUCCCUUUGCCAGACCCAUCUACUCACUAGCCUCUUAGGGGAAGGGACCAGGUUGGGGUGGUGAGCCUGUGCUCUGGAAAGCCGGUAGGCAUCCUCUGGGGCAGGCUGCUCUUUUCUGGUCGGUAGCAGUACAUUUCCCCUGCAGCCCCGGUCCUGGAAAUCCUGCUCCGCAGUCACCAGACAUCUGCAGAGGGAGCUGCCUGCUCCAGGGAAGGAGCCUGCAGGAGACAAACUCUGCCCCUUUCCAUUUUUGGCCCUCCUUUCCACGACCCUCCCUCACCCCCACUGCCCUAAAGGACCCUUCCUCCCUUCUCCAGGUCUUUUCUCAAUCAAUCAAGAAAUGUGCAUUAAAUGUUUAACUUUUGUACUAGGCCCUUUGGGAGCCAACUUGUUAUACUAUAGAAUGAUGAAUCUGGG